Cladophialophora bantiana CBS 173.52 is the source of this 1605-nucleotide messenger RNA. RefSeq lists its product as uncharacterized. Gene Ontology annotation, molecular function: monooxygenase activity; iron ion binding; heme binding. The transcript has 2 exons. The record is from RefSeq and is a predicted model, not a curated record. The coding region runs from base 1 to 1605 and encodes 534 amino acids. Lineage: Eukaryota; Fungi; Ascomycota; Eurotiomycetes; Chaetothyriales; Herpotrichiellaceae.
AUGGGGAUAAACCUGUUGACUGUGAGCUCUGGGAGCGCGCUGAUGGCGCUGGGAAGCCAUUUCGCAUUCAAACACAAGGAGCCAACAGAGUUGAAGAUCCUGGGAUUUGUCAAUCUGGUCUCGACUUUCAAUCUGUGCUACUUUGUGGUGCUCGGCUCCAGUAUUUCUAUAUACAGGUUAUUCUUCCACCCUUUACGGAAAUAUCCGGGACCUCUUCUCGGAAAACUAAGCCAAUUUCACUUCUCUUAUAUCUGUGGAACGGGAAACAGCCACAGGUAUCUCGAGGCCCUACACCGAAAGCACGGAGACAUUGUUCGAUACGGUCCAAAUGAGCUCUCCUUCACUGAUCCUGAAGAUGUGACCUUUAUCCAUGGGGCUCAAUCCUUCAAACUUCGCAGAGGACCAUGGUACGACGGCAACCCUGGAAGAGCAGGUCAUAAUACUUUAGUUAUGGCCAGUACGCGCAAUGUGGAGAAUCACAAAAUGCGUCGAAGAAUAUGGGAUAAAGCAUUCACAGUGAACGCUUUGAAGGUCUACGAGUCAAGAAUUAUUCGGUUGACCGAUCGAUUGAUCAAACAUUGUGAAUCAAAGAGUGGAAGUAUCAUUGACGUCAGUGGUGAGAUUGAUCACUUCUCAUUUGACAUAAUGGGUGACCUGGGUUUUGGAGAGGACUUUGGAAUGAUUGAGGGCGCGAACAAGGAGUCACUAAAGUGGGCCGGUCUAUUACACAGCUAUAUGCGCAUGCUCUCAAUCAUUCGCCCCGUGCCAUGGUUCAAAGAGCUCUACAAAUGGCUUCCAAUCGAUCGAGAACGCAAAAGAAACGGCCUGGAAUUUGUUCGAUUUACUGCCAAGCGAUUUGAAACGCGCUACCAGAGAGGUCAAGAGGCUGGAGGCGAUAUUUUCGAAUAUUUGCUGCAGCGUGAUCCCAAGUCUGGAAUUCAGCUAAAUAAAUCCCAGGUUGCCGAGGAAGCCAUCGUCGUGGUAGUGGGUGGGAGCGACACAAGCAGCAUCUGUAUGACGUUCGCCUUUUAUUAUUUGCUGUUGAAUCCCGAAAAGUACAAAAAGGCACAAGUCGAGGUGGACUCGCUUUGGGACGGGACGAGUGAGCUUGAUGGACAGCAGUUGGUUCCAGCACGGGCCCCGUACCUGAAUGCUGUUAUAAACGAGUCAUUGCGUCUUGCAGAACCCGAUCCAAACGGAAACCAGCGCUCGACACCGGGGGGCGGUGCUGUGGUCAAUGGAAAGAUCAUCCCAGAAUUCACGCAACUAAGCAUCCACAAGUGGACAAUGCAGCGAGAUGAGAGGAAUUUCACCAGGGCGCUGGAGUUCAUUCCAGAGAGAUGGAUUGAUGAAGAGCGAGAGAGGCACGGCCUCCACAAUCACAAUACCAAAGGUUAUAUUCCUUUCGGUGCUGGAGUAUACAGCUGUGUGGGAAAACCAUUGGCAUUGCUCGAAAUGCGUCUGUUCAUGGCGCGAUUCAUGAGAAAACUCGAGCUGGAGCCGGCGCCCAGUUACGAUCUCGAGUGGUAUCCCUGGGAGGUCACGUCGAGCUUGACUCUUAUGAAAACCUCUCUGCCAGUUUUGGUUAGGAAGCGGAUUCUAUGA